AUCAUCUAUCUGGACGAUAUACUAAUUUAUAGUAAAAAUGAAGAAGAUCAUUUGAAACAUAUAAAAAUUGUACUAGAUUUACUUCGUAAACAUCAAUUAUUUGCUAAGAAAUCGAAAUGUGAAUUUGGUGUUGAAAGACUUGAAUUUCUUGGCCAUAUUGUAUCUCCAAGUGGUAUUUCCGUUGACGAUAAUAAAGUGAUCGCAGUCAAGAACUGGCCAACACCAAAAGAUUUAACACAUGUUCGUUCAUUUGUUGGAACUGCCGGAUUUUAUCGGCGAUUCAUCAAGUCAUAUGGUGAAAUAGCAGCACCACUCACAGAUUUAAUGAGAGAUAACACACCAUUUGUAUGGACAUUGAAACAACAAACAGCGUUUAUAAUACAUCAUUCGACAGGCAAGACCCCAUUCUAUAUGGUCUACGGCAUUGAACCAAAAUUACCGGGUGAUAAACUACGUCCCUUAUUAAAUGAUAAGGAUGAAAACGAUACGCAAGCACAAAUACAACAACUCGAUAAACAACGUGCACUUGUUGAUCAACGCUUACAUUCCAAUGCCAACAAAAUGAAAAUCUAUUAUGACAAACAUUUAAAACAUCAAAAUAUAGCAUUGAAAGAGGGCGAAUGGGUAUUGAUACACAACGAACAAGGAAAAAAGUUUAAACCACAUUGGAUCGGACCGUAUAAAAUUCGAAAAAUUUGCCCAUUAGGCACAUACCAACUUCAAGAUCAACGGAUAAGAAAUGAAUUUCAACCAGAUCCGAUUCAAGCGACAAAGAAGACAAACUUGUACAGUAUUUCAAAAGUUGAAGAAAUGAUUGGCUCGAUAAAUCAACGUUAG
Molecule: messenger RNA, 837 nt
Organism: Didymodactylos carnosus
Lineage: Eukaryota; Metazoa; Rotifera; Eurotatoria; Philodinida; Philodinidae
Source: the annotation of a GenBank genome assembly